AUGUCCAAAUCUAAUUUCGAUCCUUAUGCCCACCUCGGCAUUGUCUUCAAUCCAGAUGGCUCCAUAACUCGCCGCCUCAGCUUACCCAAAGUUGAACCAAACCCUGAUCCUGUUCCAGACAACCCCACUGUUUCCAAAGAUAUUAUUAUCAAUCCUAAAACUAAUACGUGCAUUCGCAUUUUCAGGCCAGUCAAGAUACCUUCCAAUGACAACACUGUCGCUCGCCUUCCCAUUAUAAUUUACUUCCAUGGAGGUGGAUUUAUCCUCUACUCUGCCUGUGAUGUUGUGUGUAACCAAAACUGUUCCCUAAUGGCAAGUGAAAUCCCUGCCAUUGUUGUCUCUGUUGAUUACCGUCUUGCUCCUGAUCAUAGGCUCCCUGCUUGUUAUGAGGACGCCGUUGACGCCAUUCUAUGGGUUAAGCAACAAGCCGUUGAUCCAGAAGGCGAGAAAUGGAUUAAAAAUUUUGGAGAUCUUUCACGGUGUUAUCUUGGUGGUCGUGGUAAUGGCGCUAACAUUGUGUUUCAUGCAGCUUUACGAGCAAUGGAUUAUAAUUUAGGGCCUAUGGAAAUUCGUGGACUGCUUUUUAAUCAGCCUUUGUUUGGUGGCGUCCAAAGAACAAAAAGUGAGAUUAAAUUGGCUGCGGAUCCCGUCUUGCCAUUGCAGGUACUAGAUGUGUUGUGGGACCUAUCACUGCCAAAAGGGGCUGAUCGUGACCAUCGAUUUUCUAAUCCAAUUUUAGAUGGCCCACACAAAAUCAAGAUCAGUUCAUUACCGCGAUCUUUGGUGAUUGGGUUUUGUGGGGACCCAACCAUCGAUCGUCAGCAACAAUUUGUGCAAUUGCUGGAACUAAACGGAGUCCACGUGGAAGCACAAUUUAAUGAAGUUGGGUUUCAUGCAGUGGAUGUCGUAGACAAGCGACGAGCUCUUGCGGUGCUUAAGAUGACCAAAGACUUUAUCUUUUAA
Molecule: messenger RNA, 963 nt
Organism: Pistacia vera
Lineage: Eukaryota; Viridiplantae; Streptophyta; Magnoliopsida; Sapindales; Anacardiaceae
Product: probable carboxylesterase 9
Exons: 1
Coding region: 1-963 (320 amino acids)
Molecular function (GO): hydrolase activity
Source: RefSeq, a predicted model, not a curated record